CACGAGAAGCACAACGGAGCGUAGCGCGCUUUGGAGCUACGGAAGCAAAGGCGGUCAGACAGGCCGACGAGCGACGACAGAUUCGAUUGGAAUUGAAAUUGAGGUUCGGCGUGGACUGCAAUUGCAGCGGAGCUUUUAAUGUAUGAGGAGUUGUCGAGGCGGGACGGCUCUGCGCGCUAGUCGAUCCAUGCAGAGAUUCCAUAACAGAUGAAUAUUUGGUGCUGCAUGGACUGUUCGUCUCAUUUGGGUAACGGAAUCUCGUAUUUGUAAUCUUCACAGAAAGUUGAUGUUUUCUGGAAGGCCCGAAAGUCUAUGAUGAAAACGGGGCCAUGGUCCUGUUGUGGCCCUUGCGAGCGAAGGAGUUUUCGAUUGUAGCAACGCAGCGCGGAAUGAGUCUGGUGUAUGCCAUCAGUUGAUUGGGUUGUAGCUUGGAGCGUGAUCAGCUGUUGCAGACUAGCAUCGAUUGUCAGCUUCAACUGUUUGGGCAAGCUCGAGAAAAGAGAGACGAAGAAAGGAGGGAAUAUCUGACGGGAAUCGUCGUGCUCCAGCCAUGGCGGGGAAAAGGAAAGCAGAAGGAAUUGCACUGCUUUCUGUGUACGCGGGUUCUGAUGAUGACGACGACGCAGCCUCAGAGUCUUCUGAUGAGGAAGAGGAGAACCAGAGAGAAAACGAGCAGGAGGUCGGUGCUCCAUUAGCAGCGGACGUAACGAGCGGAGACGUUGUUGGAGCCGUUUCUGCACCACGCGCUGGCGUCCGUGUUGCUGCUUCCGGGCUUGGAAUUGUAGACUACGCACAUGACGAGGCGGCCGCUUCUCCCGAACCUGGCGAGGAUGUUGAGGCUGACAACGAUGGAAGGCCGCCAGAAAGUGAACUCGAGGUCGAUAACGGAAAUUUGCAAGUUAGUCCGAACGGCAUCGAUGCCUCGACUCCCAGUAAAGUGACGACGCCGAAGUUGGAAGGUAACCUAGAUGGAUCAGGAGCAAUUCAAUCUGGUGAGACAGCAAACACGCAAGACGAAUCUGGUGGAGAAGUAGACAAGGAGCAAUCACAGGUCUCAGUCGCGAUGGAGCUUGACGUCUUGCAUGACUUCUUGCCACCAGCUCCCACCGCAACAUAUUCCGAAGAAUUACAAACCAAGUUUUCCAAGUACUUGGCGCUAAAGAAAACUGGUCGUAGUCUUAAUGAGCAACUGCGGAACACCAAAGGUUACCGAAAUCCGGAUUUUCUCCAGCGUGCUGUCAAGUACCACGAAAUUGAUCAGAUCGGAAGCUGUUUCAAGAAAGAGGUGUUUGAUCCUCAUGGCUACGAUCAAGCUGACUACUAUGAUGCUUUAGCUCUGGAACAACGGCGAGAGGCAGAAAGGAAGGAGCAGGAAAGAAAACAGAACCAGAGUCAAAGAGUAGACUUUGUCCGGGGUGGCAUGCAGGGCGGACUUGGUGUCACCAAGCCAACCCUACCAUUGAUACAUAAGAUUGUAACUGUAACGACGAGCACGGAGACAGUUAAGGUGGACGCUCGCUCAAGCAAGAAAAGCAAGUGGGAUAAGGUUGAACUCGAAGGCAGGUCAGCUCAGUCAAUUGCAGCUGACGCUAUAGCUGCUGCAAACGUUCAUGCUGCUUUGCUGUCUGCAAGUGCCAACGCUGGAGCCGGUUACGCCUCUUUUGCGCAACAACGGAGGAGAGAAGCUGAGGAGAAGCUUAGAGCGACAGAGAAAAAUGCUUUGACAAGUAGUAGCAGCAAAGUCGAAAAGAAGCCGCACAAUAGGUCGUAGGUUUUAGGCAAUUUUUUUGUACCAUACCAUCUUAACACCGAAUAAAACUGGAAUUAUGUGGGCAUUUAGGACCAGACAUGGCUGCACCUGGGGACUGUUCGCAAAAUUUCCUCUAGGUUCAUAAGACCUGUUGCAAGGGUUUCAGAGCUACUUAAUCACCUCUUAUUGCUCAUCUUAAUCUAAAUUACGACAAGGAUGUAAGCUGAAAUUUUCUGGAACAUAUGCAGUAAAUACUACAAGGUUCCUCCGU
This is a messenger RNA of Marchantia polymorpha subsp. ruderalis, 2021 nucleotides long. The record is from the annotation of a GenBank genome assembly. Lineage: Eukaryota; Viridiplantae; Streptophyta; Marchantiopsida; Marchantiales; Marchantiaceae.